Molecule: messenger RNA, 1075 nt
Organism: Merops nubicus (carmine bee-eater)
Lineage: Eukaryota; Metazoa; Chordata; Aves; Coraciiformes; Meropidae
Product: histone-lysine N-methyltransferase EZH1-like
Exons: 9
Biological process (GO): chromatin remodeling
Molecular function (GO): histone H3K27 methyltransferase activity
Source: RefSeq, a predicted model, not a curated record
AUGGAGAUCGCCACUCCUCCGACAUCGAAAUGUAUUAUAUACUGGAAAAGAAAAGUCAAGUCUGAAUAUAUGCGUCUCCGGCAGCUCAAGAGGUUUCAGGCAAACAUGGGAGCUAAGGCUCUGUUUGUGGCCAACUUUACAAAGGUUCAUGAAAAGACUCAAAUUUUGAAUGAGGACUGGAAGAAGCUUCGAGUCCAGCCCGUGCAGCUGAUGAAGCCAGUCAGCGGGCACCCGUUCCUGAAGCAGUGCACUGUCGAGAGCAUUUUCCCGGGUUUCCCAAGCCAGACGCUGUACAUGAGGACCCUGAACACAGUGGCGCUGGUGCCCAUUAUGUAUUCCUGGUCCCCUCUCCAGCAGAACUUCAUGGUGGAGGAUGAAACUGUUCUGUGCAAUAUCCCUUACAUGGGAGAUGAGGUGAAGGAAGAAGAUGAAACUUUCAUUGAAGAACUUAUUAAUAACUAUGAUGGGAAAGUUCACGGAGAGGAAGAAAUGAUUUCAGGGUCAGUCCUCAUCAGCGACGCUGUGUUCCUGGAGCUGGUGAACGCCCUGAACCAAUACUCGGAUGAGGAAGAGGAAGGACACAAUGAUUCUGAGGGUAAACAGGAGGAUGGGAAAGAGGAGCUGCCAGUCACAAGGAAAAGAAAGCGAAUUGCAGUGGAAGGAAACAAGAAGUGUUCGAAGAAGCGCUUUCCAAAUGACAUGAUAUUCACGGCUAUUUCUUCUAUGUUUCCCGAGUACGGCUUCCCCGAUGACAUGAAAGAGAGGUACCGGGAGCUCACGGAGGUGUCGGACCCGAACGUGCUGCCGCCGCAGUGCACCCCCAACAUCGACGGGCCCUGCGCGAAGUCGGUGCAGCGGGAGCAGUCCCUGCACUCCUUCCACACCCUCUUCUGCCGCCGCUGCUUCAAAUACGACUGCUUUCUGCAUCCUUUUCAUGCUACUCCUAAUGUGUACAAACGAAAGAAUAGAGAGACCAAGAUCGAGCCAGACCCUUGCGGAGCAGACUGUUUCCUCUGGCUGGAGGGGGCCAAGGAGUUUGCUGCGCUGCACAACCCCCGGUCCAAGUGCUCCGGCC